GACUAAGCUUCUCUGAUCCCCCAGAUGGUCCUGUGAUGAUGCCUCACUUUGCUUGCCUUCUCCUCCACUUCGGUCCUCGAACCUCCACCAACCUUCUGUGGAUGCAGCAGUCAUGGCCCGCUUACCCCGUCCUCUUCCGAGAUCAUCAUCAUGAUCGUUCAUAAUGCAGGCGGUCGACAUUAUUCUCAUUCUGCAGAUACAUGAUGAGCGGGACCCACCGGGGAAGGAAACCAGCUUCAUGUGCUGCAGCGGAUGCCGAUGGUACGUUGUCCUUGCUCCAGCCGUGUCGCUGCUGCUCCUGCUCCUCCUCCCUGUGUCUGCUUCCCGCACAGGUAAGUAGUGCAGGGCGCCGUGGCCAAGGUUUACAGUAGCAGUAGCAGCAGCAGCGCCUGACAUGAAUUGCCCGAGGAAACAGGGAGCAGAAGCUUGUGGAUGAUCUUGUGACCCCCUGCUCACUCGGUCCUCCUGUCAGGUCUCACACCAGUUGGAAGGGAGGCGCUUAACACUCAUUGAUGAGAGUCAGGUGAAGAUACUUUAGGUGAGGGCCUUUUUGUCUGUCCUGAAUGGUUGUGUAGGAGACAACACAAUGCCCAGAAAGCUAGACUACAAUUGCUCAGACUCGUAAUGGUAGUUGUAGUGGUAGAGGAAAUUAAUGAAACAGUCUGGUCUGACAUUUAGGUCUGGGAGCAGAUUGGUGUUGAUAUUGAAGUUCCAUGUGCUUUGGAUGAAGAACGGAACGGUAGGAGAAGCGCCUGUUUAAGUGAGUUUGAAUGGUGGCAGGAGUAAAAGGAAGAUAGGUGGAUAAUGGAACCAACAGCUCAAAAGGGUCUUGAGAGAGCUCUCUCUCAGAAGGCUUUGCAGAUGGGCAACUCCACCCCAUGCAAAAUAUGGGUUCUGGGUUUCUUCUGUGGUGUCUGCAUCACCUACCUCUUCCUGGUUGCCGUUGCUCCACUCAGGUCUACAGAGGUUGGAUUGGUGUAUUCAAGGACCGCCGGAGCCGUUUCGCAGAAUUCAAGCUUUUGGACUUCUGGUAUUAGCAGAUCAGGCAUGUACAGCUCUAUAACAGAGAAAGUAGAGGUCUCAGAGGAUCAUUCGGCGGGUCUAGAGCCAAGUGAUGAAGAGAGAGUCAUGAUGCUGUAUAAUGCUUGGGCUCUGCUGAAUGGAGAUGAUGAGCAUCAAUUUGCUAGAGCUGAUGUUCCUGAUGCUCCUCAUUUUGAAAACUGCAGUCUGAAUGCUCAAAUGUACAAGCAGUUUGACAGCCAUGGUGAAAAUGGAAGCUAUCCUCCUUGGACUUUGUGGAGAGGAUUUUUAGGAAUGGAGUUACUUCAUCCCUCCUCAUCAAAAGAUCCAGAGAAAACUCAUUAUCAUCAUGAAGCAAAAUUUGGAGAUGCUUAUCCUCCUUGGGUUGUAGGAUCAGAUGAGGACAAUUUUCCUCUUACUAGAUUAGUACAGAGGGAUAUAUGGGUUUGUCAGCACCCCAAGAACUGCAAUGAUCCUAACCUGCGGUUUCUACUUGCUGACUGGGAGAGGCUUCCAGGAUUUGGUAUUGGGGCCCAACUAGCUGGAAUGUCAGGGCUUCUGGCUAUUGCGUUAAACGAGAAACGAAUUCUUGUCACAAACUACUACAACAGAGCAGAUCAUGGUGGCUGCCAAGGUUCUUCACGAUCUCACUGGUCUUGCUACUUCUUUGCCGAGACAUCCACCGAGUGUCAGAAACAAGCUUUUAGUCUCAUGAAGAGUCAAGAAGCUUGGCAAAAACGGAUCAUAACAGUCAAGGACAACUAUACCUCAAAGGAAAUAUGGGCUGGAAAGGUACCUAGAGCAUGGGGUAGACCAUGGAGUUUUCUGCAACCAACAACAGAGGUAGAUGGGAGUUUACUUCGAAGCCACCGAAAGAUGGAUAGGAGGUGGUGGCGAGCACAGGCUAUAAGAUACUUGAUGAGGUUUAAAAGUGAAUAUAUGUGUCACCUACUAAAUGUCGCUCGUCACAAAGCAUUUGGAUUGCAAGCUGCAAAGAUGGUCAUUACAAGUCUUUCUGCAGCUUGGCCAAAGGUAGCUAUCAACAAAUCCGAAGCAGGUAUGGAGCGGCUUGUAUGGUCCAUUCAUAACCCCUGGAUUCCGAGGCCACUUCUAAGCAUGCAUGUCAGGAUGGGAGACAAAGCUUGUGAGAUGAAGGUUGUCGGAUUUGAACACUACAUGCAGCUAGCUGACCGCAUCCGUAAGCAUUUUCCGGACCUGAACAGCAUAUGGCUCUCCACAGAAAUGCAGGAAGUCAUAGACAAAACGAGGCGAUAUCCUAGUUGGACCUUCUACUAUACGAAUGUUACGCGCCAGGAGGGGAGCAUGACGAUGGCCACAUACGAGGCAAGUCUUGGGAGAGAGACCAGUACAAACUAUCCCCUUGUGAACUUUGUAAUGGCGACCGAAGCAGAUUUCUUUGUUGGAGCUUUGGGCUCAACAUGGUGCUAUCUCAUCGAUGGCAUGAGGAAUACUGGGGGAAAAGUGAUGGCUGGGUAUCUCAGUGUCAAUAGAGAUCGGUUUUGGUAGCUGAUUCAAGAUCACAGAACUGAGUAUAUAUAUGCUGUACAUGAACGUCUCCCAAUGUGGGUAUUUGUACAUAUAAAAAAGAAUUAUAUAGAGUAUAUAUAGUUUGAAUAAGAACUUCGAGUCUUUUCAAUA
Messenger RNA from Musa acuminata AAA Group (dessert banana), 2679 nucleotides. RefSeq lists its product as uncharacterized. NCBI's taxonomy places the organism in Eukaryota, Viridiplantae, Streptophyta, Magnoliopsida, Zingiberales, Musaceae. Bases 805 to 2547 code for a protein of 580 amino acids. Gene Ontology annotation, biological process: protein N-linked glycosylation. Gene Ontology annotation, molecular function: alpha-(1->6)-fucosyltransferase activity. The transcript is spliced from 9 exons. The record is from RefSeq and is a predicted model, not a curated record.